AGAAGCUACGGUGGGCAGCACUUGUGGUUUUGUUGACAUCUGCUUAUGAAUGAGACUUUUGGUGUUGAGACUGGUAAAGACUGGGCAUGAUGACUACAGAGCCUGCCAGCCUGGAGAACCUGCACGUGCUGUACCACAGUGAUGACUACAUUGUAGUGGACAAACACUGGGAUAUUCGCAUAGACAGUAAGAUGUGGUACGAGAAACUCACUGUGCAGGAGCAGCUGAGACACCACUUUCCUGAGUUGGCAGACCCAAACACCUACUAUGGAUUCAGGUUUUGUCAUCAGUUGGAUUUCUCUACAAGUGGAGCCCUUUGUGUCGCUCUCAACAAGGCUGCUGCUGGCCGGGCGUACCGUUGCUUUAAGGAUCGCACCGUCACCAAAGCUUAUCUCGCCCUGGUACGUGGCUGGGUGGAGGAGGAAAACCAAACGUUGGACUUCUCCAUCGGCAAGAAUUCUUCAGAGGGAAAAACACACAUGAUGUGUAUCGAGGGAACAGAGGGAUGUGAAAACCCCAAGCCUUGCCAAACUGAGCUGACAGUGUUGGAGCAUGGGUUAUAUGAUGGAGACCCUGUAACCAAAGUGCUACUACAGCCACUUACAGGCCGAACCCACCAGCUGCGUGUCCACUGCAGUGCAAUAGGCCACCCCAUCGUUGGUGACUUCACCUACAGCUCAGGAGUAGAUGUCACCCCCUAUCGUAUGAUGCUUCACGCUCACUUCCUCCACAUUCCCCUGGAACCUCAGCCCCUGCUCGUCUCUGCUGGAGACCCCUUCCUUCCCACAGUGGAUCCAAAGUGGCUCCCACAGCGCACGUUACGGACGCUGACUGCCACUGUGGAGGCGCUGCUGGAGCGGAGGAUGGUAGAAGACAGGAGGAGCAAAGAGGAGGCAAGAGAGAGGGAAGAGGAGAAGAGGGAAAAAGGAAAACAGAGAAGGACUGAGGAGGAGACUGAGGAGCAGAGGAGGCAGUGCCAAGAAUGGCUGAGUGAAUGGGCUGGAGAUUGAUGAACUACCUUGUGUUAUUUAUAUUUAUAUUAAAUUAUGGAUUCAGUGUUUGCCUAGAAACGUUGUCUUAAGCACGAGCCAUCUUAUUCAUCAAAAAACACCUGCAUCUGGAGGGUUCUGCUGCUGGUUCACCAUUCUUUUGGUGAAUGAAAUAAAGACAAAGAAACUCCAGACAUUAAUCCUCGUUUAGGAGACUAAAAUAGGCCAGUCAUAAGGCGAUGCUGGAACAUUUCCAUUGCACUAAACAUACUCUGUAGGACAAAAAUAUUGAUUUCCAUCAUCCAGGAGCAUCUUAUCCUCAGCACAAACAGUGAAUGUGAGGAGAGCAUGAGAGACAGAUGGCAGCAAGAUAAGCUUGUAUGCAUUAUCAAUUUGAAUAAACAAACCAUGUCAAGAAAAUCAAUUACAGAUUUUUGGACCAACUAAUAAAUGCAGCAGUAAAUCAUUGCAGUAUCUAAGCAAUUGCUGAAAGUUUACUUUGCAAACAUAUUAAGCUGUAAUGUCACAUGUAACUCUAGCUUUUGCUGCACCUUGACAGUGACUGAAUGCUAAAUAAAUCAUUUUAUACAACUCGUGCAUAACAAAGUGUAAAAUUAUUGUUGAUUUUUUUUCUAGUUUUUCUUGUUCAGGAAAAGCUAUUUCAAAAAUAGAAUUAUUGCAAGACUAUUUUGUCAGCCUCAUUUACAUUUGAGCACAUAUUAGCAAACACAAAUGUAAAUUGUAAUUGCAGUAUAUUUGUGAUUUUACAUUCUGGCCGCUUUUUCGCUUCUUUAAAUCUUUAAGUAAUGUUAUUGUGAAUUAUUUACAGAACAUGGGAAGUUAUCACAUUGGAGAGGUACAAGAGGGAGAGAAGACAAAAAAAUCAAAUCAGGUUAUAGGAUACGGAAAAUUACUAAAUAUUACAUUGUGUUCUUAUCUUGCUCUUUAAAAUUAACAAAGUCUGGCUUUGUAGGUUUGACAUAUGCUGUCCAUUUGGUCCAAACUCAUAAUUAUUUCUUUUAGGACUCUGAAGAAAAAUAAAAACUGCUCUAUAACAUAUUUCAUG
Cheilinus undulatus (humphead wrasse) is the source of this 2055-nucleotide messenger RNA. RefSeq names its product RNA pseudouridine synthase domain containing 1 (gene rpusd1). Gene Ontology annotation, biological process: pseudouridine synthesis. Bases 87 to 1010 code for a protein of 307 amino acids. NCBI's taxonomy places the organism in Eukaryota, Metazoa, Chordata, Actinopteri, Labriformes, Labridae. Gene Ontology annotation, molecular function: pseudouridine synthase activity; RNA binding. The record is from RefSeq and is a predicted model, not a curated record. The transcript has 6 exons.